Molecule: messenger RNA, 1050 nt
Organism: Purpureocillium lilacinum
Lineage: Eukaryota; Fungi; Ascomycota; Sordariomycetes; Hypocreales; Ophiocordycipitaceae
Molecular function (GO): oxidoreductase activity, acting on the CH-OH group of donors, NAD or NADP as acceptor
Source: RefSeq, a predicted model, not a curated record
AUGGUCGACAUUGAGACAGCUAUUCCCGAGGGCUCAUGGGUAUUGGUAACCGCUGCCAACGGCUACACUGGAAGCCACAUAGUCAUUGAGCUCCUGAAGCGAGGCUUCAAGGUCCGUGGAACUGUGCGAGACUCCUCGUGUGGCCAGUGGCUCUUGAACGACGAUAUAAUCUCACCCUUUGCCAGGCGUGGCGACCUGGAGCUGGUUGUUGCUCACUGCAGUGUGCCAAAUGCAUUUGAUGAUGUCGUCAAAGGGGUGUCAGCGGUAAUCUACAACGCUAUUAUCUCUGACAUUGUACCAGAUCCCAACAUUACGAUAUCUGCGACCGUCAGGGCAGCCCUCAAUGUCUGCCGGUCUGCCGCCCGCGAACCGUCGAUAAAGAGAUUCGUGAUCACGUCCACAUUCUGGACUGUCGCGAUGCCCAUACCUGGCGUGACGGAUACCAUUACGAACCUCGAUACCUGGAACGAAGCAGCGCUGGAGGCCGCUUGGGCUCCGCCGCCAUAUGAACCGGAUCGCGUUCUGCACGUCUACUUUGCCGCCAAGAUUGAGUCAGAGAAGGCCAUUUGGACGUUUGCGAACGACGAAAGGCUCCCAUGGGUUGUCAACUCAGUCAGUCCGUGUUGCAUCAUGGGGGACCUUCGCGAUGAUAAGCAGCUGCAUGCAGUACCUCCCCAGCUUUUGGAGUCGCUGUAUCUUGGCAACACGGAUGCAUUACGAGGAACUCCAGCCAUCUAUUACUCGCAUGUUACCGACGUCGCCGUUGUUCAUGUUGCCGCGGCGGUUGAUCCACAGGUGCAGGGUCGGCGCAUCCAAGUCUUAGCCCGAUCCUUCAAUUGGGACGACUGCCUGGACAUCAUGCGCAGAGCCUAUCCGAACCGACAGUUCGUUGCAAACUUUCAGCCGGAAAACCCAACCCUGAAAUACACAAUUGAGGACGACAUCGCCCCACGAUUGAUCAACAAAUGGGCUGGACGAGAUUGGAUCAGUCUAGAGGACGGCGUCAAAGAAACAAUCACAUUCGUUGUCAAAUACAAGGAAUUGGAGUAG